Molecule: messenger RNA, 1605 nt
Organism: Punica granatum (pomegranate)
Lineage: Eukaryota; Viridiplantae; Streptophyta; Magnoliopsida; Myrtales; Lythraceae
Source: RefSeq, a predicted model, not a curated record
AGCUUCGUCUCACAUUCCAGUAUUGUUGCUGUCAGAUUCAUAUUCUCUCUUCUCCAUAAGAAGAAGAAGAAGAAGAAGAAGACAUUCCCUCUCCCUCCUUCGCCUUCCAUAACAUUUCUCCCUGCACUCUCUGAUCUGUCACCAUACUUGACGAAUGCUGCGACGUUUUUCAUUUGAUUUCCAUUGAUAAUAAAAUGGCUAACACCCUUUCUUCCGUUCCUAAUUUCUUCGUCCUCGUUUGCUACUUCUUCCUUCUAACUCCGUUGCUUUUUGAUGUGCCGUUGCAGGUGGUCGCGAGCUCUCGCCAUUACCACCGCCGACACCUCGGUCGACGCUCGUCAUUGGCACUCGCCCCCACUGCUGCCACUGUUGCCAAUUCUUCUUCGGCCAACCACACCACAGGGCAUCAUCACAGGUGGAUCGGUCCUGUCGGUCGCCGCCUCAUCACCGUCAACAUUAACGGGUCAGCUGACUUCAAGUCGGUCCAGGAUGCUGUGGACUCCGUGCCGCCAAAUAACAGGAAGAACAUCACCAUACGGAUAAGUGCCGGAUUUUACAUAGAGAAGGUGGUUGUGCCAGCGACCAAGCCGUUUAUAACAUUCCAAGGUGAAGGAAGAGACGUGACAGUGAUAGAAUGGCACGACCGUGCAAGUGACCGAGGGGCCAACGGCCAGCAGCUGCGCACCUACAGGACAGCUUCCGUUACUGUUUAUGCCAAUUACUUCACUGCUAGAAACAUCAGUUUUAAGAAUACUGCUCCAGCGCCAAUGCCGGGAAUGAAAGGCUGGCAGGCCGUGGCAUUUCGGAUUUCAGGGGACAAGGCGUACUUCUCCGGCUGUGGGUUCUACGGGGCACAAGACACGUUGUGUGAUGACGCGGGACGCCAUUACUUCAAGGAGUGCUACAUCGAGGGGUCUAUCGACUUCAUCUUUGGGAACGGGAGGUCGAUGUACCGGGACUGCGAGCUGCACUCCAUUGCCACCAGGUUCGGGUCUAUAGCAGCACACGACCGGAAAUCCCCGGACGAGAAGACGGGCUUCGCUUUCGUGGGCUGUAAGGUCACCGGAAGCGGCGCACUCUAUGUCGGCCGAGCCAUGGGCCAGUACUCGAGGAUCGUCUAUUCCUACACUUACUUCGACAACCUGGUGGCCCAUGGCGGCUGGGAUGACUGGGACCACACCGGCAACAAGACCAAGACUGUGUUUUUCGGGGUGUACAAGUGUUGGGGGCCUGGAGCAGCGGCCGUGGGCGGGGUUUCAUGGGCUCGGGAGCUGGACUAUGACACCGCCCACCCCUUCCUCGCCAAGAGUUUCGUUAACGGGAGGCACUGGAUCGCUCCAUACGACGCUUAGUUUAUGCUACCAUUGCCUUACUCUACUGUUUAUAAGUAACAUAGAGUACCAUCCAUUAUUUCAUUCUUUCAUUCUAGAAGAUCAUUCAUUAAAAUUCGUUCAAUAUUCGAUUUCCCCAAGGUCCAAGAUUCGACCAAUGCAUACGUACACAUAUACAUGUAUAUGCAAUAUAUUCCAGCAAUUGGAUUGUGGUAAACUCUUGUAACAUGUAACUGCAAUUGAAGAUUCAAUAAAAAUCGAUACUGUUCUGUUU